This is a messenger RNA of Strongylus vulgaris, 993 nucleotides long. The record is from the annotation of a GenBank genome assembly. Lineage: Eukaryota; Metazoa; Nematoda; Chromadorea; Rhabditida; Strongylidae.
UUGUACAGAUUUACUCGGUACCUUCAUGGCUUGAUAGAAGUUUGUGAUAUUAGAUACAUUUCACUUGUUUUGCUCUCGCAGCGCAAGCGAAAAAUCGUUGUGUACACCGAUAGCGAUGAAAGGAAUCGUGUCAAUGGUGCAUAUAUCUUGGCAUCUUACUUGAUAAUUUAUCAUGGAAUGACAGCCGAUGCUGCCUACCUACGCCUAGAAGCAGCUCAACCUCCGAAGUUCAUUGGUUUUCGAGAUGCUGCCUUGGGCGAGCCGACCUAUCUGCUGCAUCUGCAUGAUGUUCUUAGGGCCGUUGAAAAGGGUCUUUACCAUAAAUGGUUUGACAUCAACACUUUCGAUGCGGAAGAGUACGAGUUGUACGAGCGCGUGGAAAAUGGCGAUAUGAACUGGAUUAUUCCCGGGAAGAUUUUGAGUUUUUGUGGUCCUCACAAUGAGUCGCGAAUAGAAGAUGGAUAUCCGUACCACUCACCAGAGACCUACUUUGACUAUUUUCGUAACUCAAAAAUUACAACAAUUGUUCGAUUGAACAUGAGGAUGUAUGAUGCUAAAAAGUUCACAGAUGCCGGGUUUCAACAUGUGGACCUAUUUUUCAUCGACGGAAGUACGCCUUCUGAAGAUAUUGUAGAAAAAUUUAUCCGCGUUGUCGACAAUGCCAAAGGAGGAGUUGCAGUCCACUGCAAAGCAGGUCUCGGAAGGACUGGAACUUUGAUUGCUUGCUGGAUGAUGAAGGAGUUUGGUUUGAACGCAGCCGAGUGCAUGGCAUGGUUGCGGAUAUGCAGGCCUGGGAGCGUUAUAGGACCACAACAAGAAUUUCUCGUAUCGAUGCAAAAAUUCUGCUGGUCCAUGUCACAGAACAGUGUUGUUCAAAAAGCACGACGCAGUAAUGGCCAAGAAGCAGGUUCUGAGAAAAAAUCGGUGGGAAAACUUGUGUCGAAGGUGGAUGAAAUUCGCCUUUCACAAGCUAUUCAGAAUGGAUUAGAUGGG